This is a messenger RNA of Physella acuta, 802 nucleotides long. RefSeq names its product gamma-interferon-inducible lysosomal thiol reductase-like. Lineage: Eukaryota; Metazoa; Mollusca; Gastropoda; Physidae. The record is from RefSeq and is a predicted model, not a curated record. Gene Ontology annotation, molecular function: oxidoreductase activity, acting on a sulfur group of donors, disulfide as acceptor.
UUACGCCAAACUAUCAUGUGAUCAUUUCAAAAUGGCAACCAACAUGUUCAGAUCGCUUUUUGUGUGUCUGUGCAUUUUUGCUAAUUUUUAUUUUUCCAGUGCUACAUGCAAUCUCCCACCACAGUUUUGGUGUGAAAAUGCAGAAAUCGCACGUAAAUGCUCGGUGUAUGAGCAAUGCAAAAAGCAAGCAUGGAGGGUAGAUGAAGAGGCUGCACCAGUCAAUUUUGCGCUGUAUUAUGAGAGUUUGUGUCCAGACUGCAAGGACUACAUCACCACCAUGGUAUUCCCAUCUUUCCAGAAAAUUGGAAGCAUCAUGAAUCUUACUUUGGUGCCCUAUGGAAAUGCUCAGGAAAAACAAGUCGGCCACAACUGGGUGUUUGAAUGUCAACAUGGUGAGAACGAGUGUCUGGGAAACAUUAUUGAAACUUGCGCCAUUGCUCUUGUAAGGAAAAUAGAAGUUUACUUUCCCUUCAUCAACUGCAUGGAGGGCAGUAAACUUUCACCUAUGUCCGCUGCUAAGCAGUGCGCCCAGCAGUUUCCUGUGCCAUUGGACUCCAUUUUGAAUUGCAGCAGAUCCACUGUGGGAAACAAUUUAGAGCAUCAGAUGGCCCUGCAGACAGAUGCCUUACAACCUCCUCAUGAAUAUGUGCCAUGGGUUACCUUGAACGGAGUACACACUGAUGCGAUACAGAAGGCAGCUGAAGCAGAUCUUGUUAAACUUAUCUGUGAUACAUACCAGGGCACCAAGCCUGCAGCAUGUAACGAGAAGCAACUGAGACACAGGAAGUUCUAAAUUUUGUCU